AGACCAAGCAAUAAACAAGACUGAAAGCGAGCCUGAUCGUUGAGGAGGAUCGCUUCCAGCGGUAGGAUUUUCAUGCCUUCGGAUUCGCCGGUAUUCAGGUGGACAAUGCAGCUGAAGUUCCAAAAAAACAUUGUUGAAUUCAUUAAAGGGUUAAGAGAAUCAACCUACAGCUCCUGCCUCUUGUACCUGAGUAAUUUCUCCCUUGCCAUUGGUUAUAAUGUUUUGCUAUUUUAUGCCCUUGUCUGGGAAGCUGGGAAUAUCAUCAAUCUUCCCACCAAAAGGAUUGGCUUCUACAAUUUCUGUUUGUGGAAUCAAAAAGCAGAAUUGGAUUGCCUUAUGAUCAGAGAAAUGGAGAAGUUGGGAAUCAGUGAGGUUGCACUGGUGCUAUCAAGGGUCUGUGUAUACAUCAGUCCAGUUUUGUGUCUCUUCACUGCCACUACAGUCAUGCAGCAGGCCCUGUGCUUCAGAGACCGAGAUGGAUGGAAAGUGGCUCAGAUUCUUCUGUCUAUUAGCAGUGUGAGUUUGCCUGUUGGUCUCAUUUUGUUUAUCUUUGCCAGUCAGAAAUGGAUUCAAGUCUCUGAACUCAGUGAGGGUUUUGCAGCCCUAGUUGGAGCUUACAUUUUACUUCUCCUUCACCUGCUCAUAAUUACCCUUUACCUUGCAAAGUACAAAGACACUCUUCAUAAGAGACUUUUGACUGCUGCCAAGAGCCUUCCGUGAGUUUUUGUUCAAUUGACACACUGAACUGCAAAAUAGACUGCAAGAAUUCGUCAUGCAACACCACCCUCCGUUGUUUAUUUAUGACUCAGUGAACUGUGUGAACCCAAAAUAUUGAGUCCAGUAAAUCUUAGCCAAGUUGGAUAUGGAAUAACUUGUUUGGCAAAUGUGAGGCAGCAUCUGAAUGUAACACACACUGCAGUGAGUUGAGUGGCGGAAUCAGUGCAAAAAUACCUUCCAAGACCUGAAUAUAUUGAAUCCAGAGAAUGCUUUCCAACAUAAGUGAACUGGAAGGGAGGUAACACUCUUAACACAUAACACUUAAUGCAUAGUCUCUCCUAUUUCAAAGACUGGAAGAUCAACUGAAGCCCUCUCAAGAGGAACCACACUUAGAAUUAAGAAUUUGAGAAAGGCUUAAGGCAAAAAGGAGUUAAGCAUUGAAUGCCUAUAAAAAUCCCCCAUGCCUUCUACCACAAUUGAUUUUCGUCUCUUCUAUUUUUGGAGCACAGCCCUUGCCAUACAAGUAUGGUAUGGUCUGUAAGCUGACAGAAGUUGCACGCUUCUGUUUUCAAGACGAGAGUUAUCAGUCAGCUAUUGUUUGCUAGUAUUGAAACUUUCCUUGGAGUUUGCUUGGGAGUUGUUGUAUAGUUUGAAACCUUAAAUCAAUCUAUAGGGUUCUGUGAAUAUUGGUUUAACUUGCAAACCAGAUCUUUUCCCCUGCUUACAUGUCUCCACUUAUUCUGAAAUCAGAGAGGGAGGGGAAGAGAGAAUGAGUGAGUGAGUUAGUUGUGUGGCUGCUUUCUAUCUACAAUCUGUAGCAAUAAUGUUUAUUGCUUGUAAAAGAAGAAAGGUCCCUGAGCAAAACACUUGCAGGCGGUUUAUUGUUACUAUCCUAAUAGAAUAUAAUUAUUCUGCUACAUAUCACAGUAUUCUUCAUAACUUGUAUAAUAAAUAA
Messenger RNA from Protobothrops mucrosquamatus (brown spotted pit viper), 1672 nucleotides. It is a transcript of the gene TMEM140, whose product is annotated as transmembrane protein 140. Lineage: Eukaryota; Metazoa; Chordata; Lepidosauria; Squamata; Viperidae. The transcript is spliced from 2 exons. Bases 73 to 720 code for a protein of 215 amino acids. The record is from RefSeq and is a predicted model, not a curated record.